CUCUGGUCUAGACUAUACUAUUCUAGCUGAUGUGCUUACGAGUAUGAUAGCACCGUCACCAUCAGCUAUACUCUAUCAAGAUCCCCAGGCCACCACCUUCUUGAUUGAUAUUCCCGCAUCUAUCGCUCGCGCGCAGUCACUCUCCCCAUUCCAAUCAUCAGCGCUCUUGCCCUCCGCAAGACCGCCUUCUGAUCUUAAGAACGACAGGAAUCGCACACUUCUCUCAACACCACCACUGAGGGUGCCAUAUCCGGCUCGUACAGAGCCGAAAAAUGAUGCAGCCCGGGCAAGAGUUCUUGAAAGGACCGCUCUUGCGGAGAGGCUUUUGCAUUCCGAGAUCCUCGAACCCCUUGUGACGGAGGGGUUAUUCCAAAUACGCAGGACGCUCGACUCGGGGUUUCAAUGGUGUCUUCCGCGGGUUGAGAUAGACCCCAGCGCACCGGACUUACCUCCCAAUGGGGACAUGGGUGACGAAGCUCCCCUCCCGAAGAAGAGGAAGGGGACGGCCGGGCGAACACGCAGCAAUAGUCACGGGAACGUGGACGCUGCAAUGACGCAGAUCGGCUCUGCUUCUGCUACCUCCACUGCUGCGACAUGUGCUUCCCUCAAUCCCCCGUUGAUAGUGUCUCCCGGCGUGAACCGCUUCAGCUGCAUGUCAGAGCUCUCCAGCAUCGUGGUCCGCAAUACGUCGUUGGAAUCAGCCACGGUGCACGCUACCUGUGCGGUGGAUCUGGAGAGGACAGCGGACGAUACACGAUGCUGUCACAGGGGACCUCAUCACCUAUCAUCACGCCCUAUUCCUCACUCUUUCUACAUUCCGCCACUCUCAAGCUUCCUUCAAUGCAGAAUCCCGAUCUCAACGGACUCCGUGGCGAACGCAGAAACCCCCAUCCCAGGCCUCCCUCACCACCGGAAGUUCAAUCUCAUUCUGCUUGACCCACCCUGGGCCAACCGCUCAGUCCGUCGCAGCGGUCAUUACCACACUCAGACCUACCUCGACUGGGAGUUGCUCACCCAGCGCAUUCGCAAUGUCCUGUCCGUCCAUCUAUGGAGAGAUGGCCGUCGCAGGAGCGCCAUCGCAGCCAUCUGGAUCACGAACUCAGGGAAAGCCCGCAAGACGGCCUACGACGCGAUGCAAGGGGCCGGGCUGACGGUCUGCGAAGAGUGGGUGUGGGUGAAGACGACGACGGAGGGUGAGCCCAUCACGUCCGUGGGUGCGCUCUGGCGGAAGCCUUAUGAGAUCCUGGUGAUUGGGAGGAGGAGGGCAGAUCUUUCUGAUCGCAUUACGCGAAGAGUGAUUGCGGCUGUGCCGGAUGUUCAUUCGCGAAAGCCAAACUUGCGCGAGGUCUUUGAGCAGGUGUUUUUUUCUGAUCGCAGUCCUCGAGACAAGGCCGGGAUGCGGUAUACGGCCUUAGAGGUAUUUGCUCGCAAUCUCACAGCGGGAUGGUGGGCGGUUGGGGAUGAAGCUCUGAAGUUUAAUGCGGAGGAAUGGUGGGCUGAGAGUUGA
Aspergillus fijiensis CBS 313.89 is the source of this 1507-nucleotide messenger RNA. Its product is annotated as MT-A70 family. The transcript is spliced from 3 exons. The record is from RefSeq and is a predicted model, not a curated record. Gene Ontology annotation, cellular component: RNA N6-methyladenosine methyltransferase complex; nucleus. Gene Ontology annotation, molecular function: methyltransferase activity. Lineage: Eukaryota; Fungi; Ascomycota; Eurotiomycetes; Eurotiales; Aspergillaceae. The coding region runs from base 44 to 1507 and encodes 487 amino acids.